Messenger RNA from Aspergillus pseudotamarii, 1536 nucleotides. RefSeq names its product regulator of G-protein signaling domain-containing protein. The transcript is spliced from 2 exons. The record is from RefSeq and is a predicted model, not a curated record. NCBI's taxonomy places the organism in Eukaryota, Fungi, Ascomycota, Eurotiomycetes, Eurotiales, Aspergillaceae. The coding region runs from base 405 to 1499 and encodes 364 amino acids.
GUAUCUCACCCUUCGUUCACUGAGAUCUCUCGCGCGGUCCCCCUCCCCACACUUACCUUGGUCCUAUUUUAAUUCCAGCGUCCCUCAUCCCUCCCGACACUGUCUCCGAACGCCCCGAAUCGGCUUCUUUCGUUACACAUCCCGUCCCCACGGCUUCUCACGCCUCCCCGCCGGUUCUUAUUGGCAAGCGCCUGCUCCGGCUGAGUCAACAUAGGCAGAAACCUUCCCCUCGCCAUUGACCCGUUAUUUCCGGUCAGGGACACCCAAGCCCUAUUAGUACCUGCAAAGUCGUGAGGAACAAACCGUGGGCUCUCCCCGAAUUUCGAAUCAUCCCGAACUGGGGAGGAAUCAGGGUGGCUCAACGUACAUUGAAACGUUCCAAAAAACCUCGCACGCUGUACGCGAUGCUCAAAAAGAAGACUCUAUACCCUCCUCUCCAUUUCUGGCAUAGUACUCCCACAUCCACUCCUGAACUCUCUCCCACAUCGUCAUCUUCGGACAGUGAGUCAGACGAGGACAUGGACCUAUCUGGUUCACGUCCGUUGAGUCUGACCGUUCCGGCGGGUGCAUUUUGUCCCAUGCGUCCAACCUUAGAUGAGGUGCUUGCAAACACGGCACCCGCUCCUUACACCCUCAGCGCUUUUAUGGCCUACCUUUCCCAGAACCACUGCUUGGAAACGUUGGAAUUCACCCUCGAAGCGAAACGGUACCGGGAAACGUACGACACUCUCAGCCAGCAAUUGAGUGAAUACCCUAUCGUCGCCGAAUGUCCGGAAAGCCAACAUCUGCGGAUGCUUUGGCAGCGACUUCUGACGGCCUACAUCAUUCCCGGAUCCCCCCGCGAGAUCAAUGUCUCCAGUGAAGUCCGCGACGAUAUUCUUCGACAGGCUAAUUCGACCAUCCCCCCUCUGCCCGAGACCCUCGAUGCCGCCGUGAAACUCGUUCACGAAUUGAUGGAAGAGUCAAUCUUCCUGCCCUUUCUGAAUGCCCACGCCGCUAGCGCCCAGGUUGUACCGCUGGCGGAGCCGCUAUUUCCGCAGGAGGAUGGGGUAACGGUGGUUUCCGGGCCGAGUCUCGACGAACAUGAUAUGAAGCGCGCCCGGUCGAAGGGACGGCGGCUGUCCCCGCGAUCGUCGAAGGAUUUUGGAUCUCCGACUUACUCGUCCAGCCACUCCGGGCGCUCAAAUUUCUCCCUCAGUGCCAUGACAUCCAUGGGAAAAUCUAGCCACCGGCAUUCCAGUCACACUUCUAGCGGCAGUGGUGACUGCUCGGCUGGCCUGACGGACGACUCUGGCAGUUUACAAUCCCUGAGCACCGGCGAACCGAUGACUCCCCCGACGACGCCCCCAUCCAGUGACGCCCACGGUCUGCAUCUGGCUCACAGCCCGAAGCAGCGCACCGAUAACCCAUGGAAGAAAAUGGGGAUGAAGUUGGGCUUCAAGAAGCGUUCGAAUACCGGGAGCUCGGGGAGCAACAAACUGUCUGGCAUGGACGAAUGACUCGCCAUGUGUCAUUUAUUUCAACAUCUCUUCCACC